Molecule: messenger RNA, 3105 nt
Organism: Alnus glutinosa
Lineage: Eukaryota; Viridiplantae; Streptophyta; Magnoliopsida; Fagales; Betulaceae
Product: probable LRR receptor-like serine/threonine-protein kinase At1g56130
Exons: 24
Coding region: 54-2729 (891 amino acids)
Molecular function (GO): protein binding
Source: RefSeq, a predicted model, not a curated record
UCCAGCUCUAGGGCUUUCGUCCAUUCACAUUGGGUUUCCUUUUGUUAUAUGAAAUGGAGCUCCAGCUUGGCCUGGCCCUUUCUGUUCACAACAAUCCAGUCAAGGGGUUCGACCUAAAUGAUAUGCAUGAGCAGCUCGGAUCCAAAGAACUGCUCAGCUCGGAGCCAUGGAGCUAUGGGGGUUGUUUGGGAACCCAAAAAUGCUUUAAAAACAAACGUAGUUCCGAGGAGGCCUUUGGAAAGAUUGGACAUGUGCCGCAGCCAUUCCCCCUCAUGUUGUGGAGUGGCCAGCCAAACGACGACGAUGAUCGGAAAGGACAAAAGCAUAGAACCUCUUGCACCCUUAACCAGAAAGAAUUGGAAGAAAAUCAUGUUGUGGGGUGGCCUCCCAUUAAAUCAUGGAGGAAGAAACAUCUCCAUCAGCAUCAAGGUGGGCAGAUUAAGAAUUAUGAUCAAACGGCUGAGAGAAGUGGUGGAUCAAACUCUUUAUAUGUCAAGGUCAAGAUGGAGGGGGUGGCAAUAGCAAGAAAGAUUGAUCUAAGGCUCUAUCACUCCUAUCAGACGCUUACCAACACCUUGAUCGACAUGUUUGCUAAAUACCCAAAAAUUGAUAAAGAUGGUGCAACCUAUACACUCACCUAUCAAGACGAAGAAGGCGAUUGGCUGCUUGCAGGAGAUGUUCCUUGGCAAACUUUCAUCAUGUCCGUGAAGCGUUUGGAGAUACUAAGAACUGGCGGGCUCUCUCGCGGUUAUUUAUGUGCGUGGCCCUGCCCGUUAAUGGAGGUCUGGAGAAUCUCUUUUCUUCUUCUCUGUGCAUUUCAGCUUGUUUCGGCACAACAAACGACUGAUUCUGAUGAAGUGGCUGCUCUCAACAAGAUUGUAGAUUACUGGAACUUAGGAAGCAAAUUGGAUCUUUCUACCGUUGACCCUUGUACCCAGAAUGCAUCAUGGGCUUCUGAGAAUGCGAAUCCCCGUGUGGCUUGUGACUGCGGUGGCAACACCUGCCACAUCACCCAUUUGAAGAUAUAUGCUUUAGACAUUUCUGGUGAAAUACCCAACGAAUUAUUUCUGCUAAAGGAGCUGAUGGACUUGAAUCUGGGUCAGAAUGUAUUGAGCGGAGCCGUACCGGUUGAAAUAGGACAAUUAUCAAAUAUGCAAUACCUUAGCCUGGGCAUAAACAAUCUGACUGGUCCAGUGCCUUCAGAGCUUGGUAAUUUAGCCAAGUUGAUUUCCCUAAGUUUGAGCUCAAACAAUUUCUCUGGACAAUUACCUGUUGAUCUUGGAAAAUUGACCUCCUUACAGCAGUUGUACAUUGAUAGCAGUGGAGUGAGUGGGCCAAUACCACAAGAACUUGCAAACUUAAAAUCCCUUCAAAUUCUGUGGGCAUCUGAUAAUCUCUUUACUGGAAAGCUUCCAGAAUUCUUUGGGACUCUUACAGAACUCAAGGACCUGCGACUUCAAGGUACAAUGCUUGAAGGCCCAAUCCCAAGCAGUUUUGGUGCUCUAAUUAAGCUAGAGAACCUGAGAAUUGGUGAUCUUAGUAAGGAAGACUCUACUCUAGAUUUCGUGGAAAACCUGACAAGUUUGUCCAUACUAUCAUUGAGAAACUGUCUAGUGUCUGGCAAUAUUCCAGAACGGAUUGGCACAUUUGCUAAGUUGCAAUACAUGGACUUAAGCUUCAACAAGUUGACUGGCCUAAUACCAAACUCAUUCCAAGAUUUUUCUUUGUUGCAAUACCUAUAUCUUGGAAACAAUAACUUGGGUGGACAGCUGCCUGAGAACAUCACAAGUCCAAAACUCAUUGCAUUAGAUGUCUCCUUCAAUCCCAUCACUGGCGAUCUACCUCUGAAUUUUGCAAGAGAAGGAUUUUCAAUGAAUGUUGUUGGAACAUCCAUCAAUGCAAAUAGUUUACUAGACAGGAAGGCAAUUGAAAUGCUGCAAUGCCUCCAAGGAAACGCCAAGUGCACUAACCAAGUUCCAGCCACUUCAUUUUCAAUUAAAUGUGGAGGCAUGGAACAAAUAUCUUCAUCUGGUGUCAACUUUGAUGAUGAUUAUGAAAAACUGGGAGCUGCUUCAAUGUACACAAACUCCAGAUAUCAAUGGGCAGUGAGCAACACUGGAAUUUUUAUUUCCAAUCCAAAUGGACCUCUAUAUAUAGCAAAGACUGAUUCUCAAAUCACGAAAACUUUAGAUUCCGAACUGUAUAAAACAGCAAGGAUUUCACCAAGCUCACUGAGGUACUAUGGCCUUGGCUUGAAGAAUGGAAAGUAUGUUGUGGAGCUUCACUUUGCAGAGAUAACAAUGGAUGAUACUCAGUCUUGGAAAGGUCUUGGGAAGCGCUUAUUUGAUAUUUACAUUCAGGGUGAGCGAGUUCUCCAAGAUUUCAACAUUCAGAAGGAAGCUGGGGGAUCCAAAAGAGCCUUGAUCAAAACAUUUGAGGCAAACGUAACAAACACAAUCAUGGAGAUCCACUUCUUCUGGGCUGGGAAAGGCACUUGCUGCAUCCCAUUUCAAGGCACAUAUGGACCCUUGGUGUCAGCAGUCAAUGUUUAUCAAGCCGCUGAUGCCGUCUCUUCUUUCAAACGGGAGAAGAAACAUGUAGGAAGACUUGUUGCAGUAGCGCUUGGAUGUGCAGCUGGUCUUGUGGUAAUCUCAUCACUGUUCUACUUAUGGUGGACCAAGGAGUCAUCUGGGAACAUUCAAGUACACACAGACUCACCAAGGAAGUGAUGAUUCCAUUAAGAUGGCCUCAAUGGAUGCACAUCUUGGAUGCCUCUUUUAAGUGUUUUGGGUGCCUUUUUGGUUUUCAAGGACAAAUUUCCCUUAAAUGAUCCUAAAGCUUCCUAACCAAAUUUUGAUGGUCGUAUUAAUGAAGGCCUUCUAGUUGAUGUGAAAGUUAAUAAAAAUUUGGGUAGGAAGACUAUUGUGAAAAUAUUGAAUGGUUUGUGAAGUUAGCAUCUUUGUUCUUAUUGGAUCGUUCUCCAGUCUGCUCUUCUACUGUCAUUGUAUGGCAUUGAAAGUGAGACAAUUGACAUGACAAUGAGACUAGAAAAAGUUUCAUGACGUGAAAAUUUCACAAAUAUCAGCAGUUUAAACGAUCUUGGAC